CUCGUCGUGUCGUCUCUUCCGCGCUUAUUACUUUCUCCUAGUGCGAGUUGCACUUACAUUCGACUUCGAUCCCCCUCUCGGACCCACGGUUUUGCUCUUCAUUCACACUGAAGUUCAUCCUUGAACUGCAUCGCUGUUUCUCCGGCUUUCAAUCUGCUUUCCCACCGCCACAAACAAAGCUCUAGCUCAAAGAGCGCCAUAAUCCACCCGCCUUACCACCGCGAUAGCAAUUCGGACUGUACAACGAUCUCCUGUUGACCUACGCCGGGCAUUGAGUGCAUUGUCUGAUUCAAGAGUCUCGCACGUGGGAGAAGUCCACACAUAUGAACGGAUCGGCGGUCGCGUUUCCUUCACUUCGAGAGCAAUUCGUUUGAGCAACUUUUCGUCCGCCAUCCGCGACAGGAAUCGUGCCGAUGUCAGAAGACGCCCCCGACAGCAACGGGGUCACAGAGCAGUACCGUCCAGAGCUCACCAAAGCCACGCCGGCAGACUUUAUGAGACCAGCCAUGCGGACUAGGGCGACUUCCACUGCAAAAAACUCAAAGACGAAUGGCGUGGGUAUUCAGCCCGAGGACACGCGGAUAUGUGUGGUGAUGGUAGGCUUGCCUGCGCGAGGCAAGAGUCUGAUUGCACAGAAAGUCGUCCGAUAUCUCGGCUGGCUCAGUAUCACAGCGAAAUGCUUCAACGUUGGCAACUAUCGUCGAACGGCAACCCCACAACCUCCGGCAGCCUUCUUUGACACCUCCAAUAAGGAAGGUGAACGAUUACGAAUGGCUGCAGCCGAAGCUGCUGUUGACGAUAUGUGUAAUUGGUUCCGCGGACCUAACAAUCUCAUUGCGAUCCUCGACGCAACAAACAGCACGAAAGCCCGGAGGCGGUGGAUUAAAGAGCGAUGCGACUCAGAGGACAUCCAGACACUUUUUGUGGAAAGCAAGUGCGAUGACGAGGACCUUAUCAUGAGCAACAUACUCGAGGUCAAGACGACAAGUCCUGACUACGUUGGGCAGGACCCGGAGGAGGCCGCGAACGAUUUCAGGGAGAGAAUUAAGAUGUAUGAGAGGGUAUAUCAGACACUGGACGAGGACGAGGCGGACAUGACAUACUGCAAGAUCAUUGAUGUUGGCUCGCAAGUCAUCAUCAACCGGAUACAGGACUACCUUCAGUCGAGGGUAGUGUACUACCUGAUGAAUCUCCACAUCAAGCCACGAUCCAUCUGGAUUAGUCGACACGGAGAAUCCAUGUACAACCUCAGCGGUCAAAUCGGUGGCGAUGCAAACCUCUCUGAGCGCGGUCAUCAAUACGCCAAAUUCCUGCCCGGUCUUGUGAAACAGUCCGCCGGCGACUUGCCAUUGACAGUCUGGACAUCUACCCUCAAACGAACCGCUCAAACCGCGUGCCAUCUUCCCUACGAGAAGCUAUCGUGGAAGGCCCUCGACGAGCUAGAUUCGGGCGUGUGCGAUGGUCUUACGUACGCCGAAAUCGAGCAGCAGUAUCCCCAGGACUUCAAAGCUCGUGAUGAAGACAAGUACAACUACCGUUACCUUGGUGGCGAGAGCUACCGCGACGUCGUCAUCCGGCUGGAACCAAUCAUCAUGGAACUCGAGCGCUCGGAGAACAUCCUCAUCGUCACGCACCAGGCCGUGCUGCGGUGUAUCUAUGCAUACUUCAUGGGCUCAUCACAGGAGAAGUCUCCAUGGAUGGAGGUCCCAUUACAUACCUUGAUCAAGCUGACACCCAGAGCGUACAAGACAGAAGAAGAGAGGAUGUACGCUGAUGUUCCAGCCGUCAGCACGUGGAGGGAGAAGGGAAGCAAGGCAGUGCACCAAGAUACUGAAGCGAGCCGCCGUGGAUCGCCGCUCAUUGUGGGUCAGUCGAAGUGA
This is a messenger RNA of Zymoseptoria tritici IPO323, 1880 nucleotides long. RefSeq lists its product as uncharacterized. Lineage: Eukaryota; Fungi; Ascomycota; Dothideomycetes; Mycosphaerellales; Mycosphaerellaceae. The transcript is spliced from 3 exons. Gene Ontology annotation, biological process: fructose metabolic process; fructose 2,6-bisphosphate metabolic process. The record is from RefSeq and is a predicted model, not a curated record. Gene Ontology annotation, molecular function: 6-phosphofructo-2-kinase activity; fructose-2,6-bisphosphate 2-phosphatase activity; ATP binding. Bases 414 to 1880 code for a protein of 488 amino acids. Gene Ontology annotation, cellular component: cytosol.